This is a messenger RNA of Melanotaenia boesemani (Boeseman's rainbowfish), 5495 nucleotides long. It is a transcript of the gene clmna, whose product is annotated as calmin a. Gene Ontology annotation, cellular component: meiotic nuclear membrane microtubule tethering complex; cytoplasm; nuclear outer membrane. The record is from RefSeq and is a predicted model, not a curated record. Lineage: Eukaryota; Metazoa; Chordata; Actinopteri; Atheriniformes; Melanotaeniidae. Gene Ontology annotation, biological process: nuclear migration. Gene Ontology annotation, molecular function: actin filament binding. The coding region runs from base 238 to 3495 and encodes 1085 amino acids. The transcript has 13 exons.
CUCGGAAACACCAACCAGGUGCAGCGGCUCCUUCCUCCUCCUCCUCCCCGGGUUCCAUCGCUCUCAGCGCGGCGCUGUGACGGAAAACGCCGCAGUGAGCAGCAUGUCGGAGCUCUGAGCCGACCCUCCGCGCUGGUCCGGGCUUCAUGGAUCCCUCUCGGCCGGCCGGACAGUAGUCGGUCGCCGCAGCAGCGUCUCCUCUCCGCGUUCCCGCCGGGAUUCCUGCAGCUUCUCCGGAUGGCUGGACACGAGUUGGAAGACUGGUUCGAGCGGGAGGAAUUCAUCGGACAGAUCAGCGACAUCCGAGUGCAGAACCUGCAAGUGGAAAGAGAAGCGGUGCAGAAGAGGACCUUCACCCGAUGGAUGAACCUCCACCUGGAAAAGUGUGACCCCCCCCUGCAGGUCGAUGACCUUUUCCAGGACAUCCAGGAUGGACAUGUCCUCAUGUCUCUGCUGGAGGAACUCUCCGGCUGCAAACUGCUCCACGGCUUCAAGAAGUCGUCUCAUCGUAUUUUCAGACUCAACAACAUCGCGAAGGUCCUGUCUUUCCUGGAGGAGAGAAACGUAAAGCUGGUCAGUAUUGAUGCAGCUGAUGUUGCCGAUGGAAACUCCUCCAUCAUCCUCGGACUCAUUUGGAACAUCAUCCUCUUCUUCCAGAUUAAAGAACUGACUGGAAACAUCCGGAGCCAGUUCCCGUCUUCCUCUAGCCUGUCAUCCAUCCCGACCAGCUCCGACUCUGAUGCGUCCUGCAGCAGCACGCCGUCUGAGGAGAGACCGUCUGCAGCCGCCGCCAUGAAGGAGAACAGCAGGGCCAUCAAGAAACUGCUGCAGUGGAUCCAGAAGAGAACUCGGAGGUACAGCGUGACUGUCCAGGACUUCGGGAAGAGCUGGACCAGCGGAUUGGCCUUCCUGGCUGUCAUCAAGUCCAUCGACUCCAGUCUGGUGGACAUGAGGAAGGCUCUGCUGAGGAGUCCCAGAGAGAAUCUGGAGGACGCCUUCCGCAUCGCUCACUACAGUCUGGGAAUACCACGGCUGCUGGAGCCUGAGGAUGUGGCCGUUAACGUCCCGGACGAGCAGUCCAUCAUCAUGUAUGUGUCCCAGUUCCUGGAGCACUUCCCUGGGAUUGAGGAGCCGGAGGAGUCCUUCCAGCUGAUUGAGCGGAGCGUCUCCAUGGGCCGACUCAACUUUCAUGACGGUGACUUGGACCGUGCCCGGAACGGGGCUCCCCGCGGCCGGGUGAGGGGGCGGGCCUUGAUGUUCCAGAAGGACCAACCGCCUCCUAAGAUCCUUAUCUCCUCCAUGUCAGAGGACCGGAGCAUCCUGUCACCACGUCUACGGGUGGCCACCACUCGCUCCUGGUCUAGCGAGGACUUCCUAGCUGAUUCCCCCAACAUUGAACACGUCUCCAGUAUCCAUGGAAACCCCCAAAUUCCGGACUCAGCCUGUGAUUCCCCUCAGCAGGCGUUUGCUCGCUCACCCGAGUCUGGAAACACUGAGUCAUUGAUCUGUGACUCGGCCAUCAACUCGCCGGACUCAUGGGUGGAAAGUGAGAUGACUCUCGACACUCGCAGUGAUGGGUCUUUGUGGGACACCAGAGCAGAUCUGUACCGGGCCACACCGGUGGAGGUCACCACCCUCGAUGAAGGAUUCAUGUCGUCCCUGGAGGAAAGAGUUCCUGACGAGUCCAUUAGUGGUUCCUACAUGGAGGAAGAGAUGUCCUCACUGGACAAGAACCAGGAGGAACCAUUGAAAGAGAAGGACACACACCUGCAGAACCAAAACCAGGACCAGGUACCAGACCAGACACUGGAUCUGAGAGAAACAGACUCUGAAACGAUGGAAGGAGAUCCAAUUCAACAAGACAGAGUGCCAACAGAACCUGCUCUGACACUCUGUAAGGCAGAAGGUUGGACCAGAACCAGUACUGAAGACAUGGAUCCUGAUCAGGUAAAUCAUAUCCAGCUGGUCCUCUCCCCCGUGGCAGAGAUCUUUCACAGAGAGGAACCCGACGGAGAAGAACCGGAUGGAGCAAAAACCUAUCGGACUGGGAGUCAGUCUGAGCCUGGACCUCCUCAAGAUGGAAGAACCGGGUCAGAACUUUUAGAGGAAGGAGAUAAACGAGGUGAUGAAGGAACCAGAAGUUUCAAGGACCAUGUCUUAGAUUCAGCCAAACAUAAACCAGGACCACAGUCCAGUCUCAACAUUCCUCUGAUCUCCAUCUCGACUGAGCCUGACGACCAGAACCAGGAGUCUGGUGGAGAGGAUAAAGGUCUCAGCAGUUCAGAUGGACAGAACCAAAUCUGCAGGGAAGGUGAUGACAGGGUCAGAUCUGAGGAAAUUUCCUGUCCGAUAUCAGAGAACACAGAACCAGAACCUUCAGAACUGGUGAGAGGCACAGAGACCCAUCAUGUGGACGAGACUGAUAAACACGACGGCAGCUACUGGACCCACUCCACAGGAGCCAGACACGAGACCGGUUCUGGCCACGACGGUUCUCAGACAGAAAGUGAUGUCACAGCUCCACCUACUUCCAAGGCUGAAACUUCUGACCAGGACCAAGGUCCAAACCAUAAAUCUGACCGACAUCAGGACCAACCCACUGAUGCCUUGCAUCACAGUGAGACUGAAAACACCCAUCAGAACCUUCUGGAUCCAGUCGACUCCCAGCAGAACCUUCUGGGUCCAGAUGACACCCAGCAGAACCUUCUGGAUCCAUUUGACACCCAGCAGAACCUUCUGGAUCCAGAUGACACCCAACAGAAUCUGCUGGAUCCAGGUAUUUUAAAGCCGAAUGGUCAGAUAGUGACCUCAGGUUCGGAACCUGUCAGCAUGGACCUGUUUUACUUGGACUUUGAUCAAAGUUCUCCCUCAGAGGACCUGGUUGGUGACCCGGUAGAACCCAUGGAUCUGUUCUACCCUGAUAAAGAGGAGCUGGGCUUUCCAGAACCCCCUGACACUGACAUGCAGAGGUGGCCUUCUGUUCUGAGCGUCUCUGCUCUCCAGCCAGCGCCGGUCUCAGAUGCUGACCCGGAGGACCACAGACCGGACCUGAUGAAGGAUCAGGAGGAUGUGAAGGUGAUCUGUCAGACCAGUGAGGAGUCCUCUGACCCUUCUGCAUCCCUGGAGCAGUGCAUGCUGUGUGGGGUGACGAUCGGGGGGCUGCAGGGUGGAGAUGUUCCAGCAGACGGUGGAGAUCUCAGAGACUCUGAUGGAGAAGGAAUGGAGUCGGUGAGGAGGGACGCAGGAAGUUCCAGCAGACCAGAAGUAAUCCAGAUCCCCCCGGUUCUCCGGCACAGGAAGGGGGCUCACCUCACUGAAUCCACGACCCAUCAGAGAGCUGCACCCAGAAGAGCUCACAAUGAGGACUCUGACUUCUGGGAGAACCCGGAGCUGUAUCUGCUGCUGCUGCUGUGGCUGCUGCUUUAUUCCUUCUGGCUGCUGCCACAGAUGGACCUGAAGACACUGCCGAGCCUGCUGCUGAACCUGGACCGCUGAACCCGGACCCCUAAACCCGGACUGCUGAACACACACCCACACACAGGUCAACUGCCACCGUCCUCUGCACCACUCUGGCUGCACUCUAAGACUAAAUGAAGGAUUUUAACGUUUGUUUCUAACUCAGAGUGUUUGGUUUUUCUUUUUCUUUGUGAGAAUUGUGGUGAUAUUUUUUUUUUUUUCCCAGCUGAUGUGUAAAAAUGGAGUGGAAAAAAUGUAAUUUACAAAGUUUGAAUAUUCUGUAGAGCUUCUGGACUAAAGUUGCUGCUGUAAAUAUUAGAAAUGAUGAUUUCUGAAGAAUCUAUCUGCAGCUCUCUGAGGAAAGCUAAAAUUAUUAAAAUUAAGUUGUAAUUUUACAGGAAAAAGUCAACAUUUAUCUAUGAUGGCACCAGUGAGGAGUUCAGGGUGCCUAGAUAAAAACAUUGUCACGUUUAAUCAAAUGCUGUAUAACAUGAAUUAAUUUUGUUUUUCCUUACACAUACAACAGCUGGAAAUAUCCUGUGAGAAUAUAAACAGGACCAUGUUCGGUUUUUUUCUUUCUUCAGUCACUGCUACCUGAAUCUCGGCUGCACAUGAGGUUAAAAAAUCUGGCAGGGUUCGCAAACAUUCAAACACAUCUGGAAACGUUUAAGUUUGUCUGAUCAGAACCGUACGGGACAGCAUCUCCGUCCAGAAUCACCACAAACACAAAGUUCUGGAUCGGUCUACAGGACAGCAAACAUCAGCGUUACGGCCCAUUUAAGCUCAACGCACUGUGGACAGUUUCCUCCGUCUUCUGCAUCGGUUACGAGCGUAAUUUGGUCCGUUUAUAGGGAGCUUGAUGCAGAAAACGGAGCAAUACCACCGGAAAUCGUGGGGGCAGUGUUGAGCAGAAUAACUGCCGUGUGACCAGUAAAAGAAACAAACCAGAGAAGAAGAAGAGGAUCAGGAAGGGGAAAAAAAGCAGAAAGAAUUGAAGACAAGCACAACUGUAUAAAUUACCUAAGUUUUUGAAGAAAGACUAUAUGCGAAUGUUAAUGGCUUGUUGGGCGGUUGGAAACAACUUCAUAGCGACGCGUUACCGCUGCUAAACGGUGUCUGAACCUGACGUUGCAUCGCAAGUGUUUGCAAUGUGUCUAAACUUUGCAAUUCAACAUAGACCAUUUAUGCUCCCUUUUCAUAUGAAAAGAGUUGUUUUCUGUUUCAUAUGUCCCUGCCCUCAUACUUCCAUGCAUUUUUGUUGGCAUGGUUGUUAAUAAUUCACUACAGGGCAGUGCUGAGUUCAGAGUUCACCUCCGACUUUUAACAUCAGUUUCAAACAAUAGCAAACAGGACGAGAUCGUGAUAAUGUUCAUUCUCGGAAAGAGACAUACAAGGAGGGAGGUAGCGCAGUAGACCGCGGUGGCCUGUACUCAUCAGCUAUACUGCUCAAUACUGUCCCCAUGAUUUAUGAUGUGUCCACAUGAGCCCUGGAAAUUAACCAAAUUACUCCCAUCAUGGAUUCAGAAGACGGACUCAAGGCUCUGUAUCCGUUUUUAUUGUAGAGCAUAAAUGUGCCUUUACUCGAACAAACCUAUACUUUUACAUCAGGCAUUCCCCUCCCUGCCAGACAUGGCGCUGUGUCAAGAAUUAAUGUGUCUUUUGCCACAUAACAGCAAAACCUCAAAUCCUAUCAGUCAUGGGUUUAGAGUUCAGUAUUCACGCCUCCCCAAGCGAACGAGCAAAUGAACUGGAAUAAUCUGUAAUUCAAUCUGCAAAUUAAAUGAAGAGUUGUAUAAUUUGAUGUUGCAGCUUCAGUCCAGCAUUUUUACCAAUGUACUGAUAAAUCAGGACUUAAGAGUUAUAAUGAUGCCAUAUUUUGUGACUCGGACAGAAAAUUCAUUUGCAGGCGACUUCCUGUGUAAAUCAGCAUCUUUAUUCCAUCUGAGAGCAGGAUUUCCUCUCCUCAGGUUUAGAUCCUGUAAUAUGAAGUAGGUCUCAGUUCACAUCCUUUUAGACAUCGUCUGACUCUUCAUCAGCAC